Linum tenue is the source of this 1239-nucleotide messenger RNA. The record is from the annotation of a GenBank genome assembly. Lineage: Eukaryota; Viridiplantae; Streptophyta; Magnoliopsida; Malpighiales; Linaceae.
AUGGCGACUUCUUCCAACAACAACAACAACAACAACAAUCUGGCGGUCCUAACGGCGCUGGACAACGCCCGGACCCAAUGGUACCACGUCAAGGCCAUCAUCAUCGCCGGGAUGGGGUUCUUCACCGACGCAUACGACCUCUUCUGCAUCACCGCCGUCUCCAAGCUCCUCGGCCGCCUCUACUACUACGACCCGGCCGCCGGGCAGCCCGGGAAGCUGCCCCAGUUCGUCAACAACACGGUCAGCGGCGUCGCCUUGGUCGGGAUGUUCUGCGGGCAGCUGUUCUUCGGCUGGCUCGGGGACAAGCUCGGCCGGAAGAGGGUCUACGGAUCACCCUUGUCAUCAUGGUGGUUUGCGCCGUUUGCUCUGGGAUCUCGUUCGGUUUUGGUUGGGAAUUUUGGAAUCGGCGGCGACUACCCGCUAUCCGCGACGAUCAUGUGCGAGUACGCCAACAAGAAGACACGCGGCGCGUUCAUCGCGGCGGUCUUCGCCAUGCAAGGCGUGGGGAUCAUCUUCGCCGGACUUGUCUCCAUGAUCAUGGCCAAAAUCUUCCCUCGUCGAAAAUCCCGCCCCGACAUUCACGGAGAACGAGAUCCUAUCCACGCAGCCUCAGGGCGACUUACUGUGGCGGCUCGUCCUCAUGCUCGGCGCCCUGCCGGCGGCGCUGACCUACUACUGGCGGAUGAAGAUGCCGGAGACCGGGAGGUACACCGCCCUCAUCCGCCGGCAAACGCCGAGCAGGCCGCCAAGGACAUGACACGUGUCCUCAACAUGGAGAUCGAGGAGGAACAAGACAAAGUGAUCGAGUUCAAGCAGUCCAACAUGUACCCGAUCCUGUCCAACGAAUUCUACAGCCGCCACGGGCUCCACCUGAACCUGACGCAGAAGGACAUAUUCCCUGCGAUGGGCCUGGUCAACAAGGCCCAAGACGUCAAUGCCUUGGAGGAAGUGUGGGAGACUUCGCGGGCCAUGUUUCUGGUGGCGCUUUUGGGGACGUUCCCCGGGUACUGGUUCACCGUGGCGUUUAUCGAGAAGUUGGGCCGCUACUUCAUCCAAUUGUUGGGCUUUCUCAUGAUGUCGAUCUUCUUGUUGAUAAUGGGGAUCAAUUAUGAGUACUUGAGGGACAACAACAAGGGCCUGUUUGCUCUUACUUAUGGGCUUACGUUCUUCUUUGCGAAACUUUGGGCCCAAUUCGACCUACGUUUGUCUGGCCCGCGGAACUGUUCCCAACUCGGCUGA